UUAAACCCCACACCACGCCCACGCCGUAGCGGAGAGGAGAAGAGAGGACCGAGCGAGCGAUCGAUGUCGGGCUCCGGCGAUCGUCGCGGCGGCGGGCCUCCUGGACCCGAUGGUGGCUGGAAAACCAAGGGGAAGAACUCGAAGAAACACGGGCAAGUAGGCGGGAGCCAAUGGACACCGGGGAGUUCCACAAAUGCGACACCUAGUACAGCAAGGCCAGCAUGGGGUGGCAAUGGCUCCUCGCACCCUUCUGGAAGGACUUGGGCUCAAGCUUCAGAUCGUGGUGCUGGCAACAGAUGCAAUCCUAGACCGCCACCACCAACACUGCGCCCUGUUGUGACUCCACCUCUGGCAAAUGGUUGGCAGUGGCAAUCCAGGCCUCGUCCAUCUGGUUCUGAAGUCGAGAAGGAUGAUGCUUCUCCAUCUGGUUCUGACCCUGAGGUGGAGAAUGUUGAUGGCAACAAUGCAUCAGAUGAUGAUGAUGAUUUGAGUGAUGAUAUCAGUGAUGAAUAUGAUUCUGAUGCAAGUGAGAAAAGUUUUGAGACUCUAAAAACAAACAAGUGGUUCAAAAAAUUCUUUGAAAAAUUGAAUACAUUGAGUGUGGAACAGAUAAAUGAACCGGCUAGGGAGUGGCAUUGCCCAGCAUGCAAAAAUGGACCUGGGGCAAUUGACUGGUACAGAGGGCUGCAACCUUUAAUGACUCAUGCUAGAACAAAGGGUUCUAAAAGGGUUAGGCUUCACAGAGAAUUAGCUGCAUUGCUGGGAGAGGAGCUCUCUCGCAGGGGAACUUCAGUGGUACCAGCGGGUGAACAAUUUGGGAAAUGGAAAGGACUGCAAGAAAGCACUGAUCGGGAGAUAGUGUGGCCACCAAUGGUUAUUGUUAUGAACACCUUAUUGGAAAAAGAUGACGAUGAUAAGUGGAAGGGCAUGGGGAACCAAGAGCUCCUUGAUUAUUUUGGAGAAUAUGCAGCAACUAAAGCACGUCAUGCAUAUGGUCCCUCUGGGCACCGUGGUAUGAGCGUGUUAAUAUUUGAAAGCUCAGCUGUGGGCUACAUGGAAGCUGAACGUCUGCAUAGGCACUUUGUUAAUCAAGGUACAGACAGGAAUGCAUGGCAGCUCAACAAGGCUCGAUUCGCACCUGGUGGGAAAAGGCUGCUAUUUGGUUUCUUAGCGAGCAAAGAGGAUAUGGAGGCUUUUAACAAGCAUUGCCAUGGUAAAAGCCGUAUGAAGUAUGAGAUGAAGUCUUACAAUGAGAUGGUCGUGAUGCAAAUGAAACAGAUGAGUGAAGACAACCAGCAACUGAAUUACCUGAAGAACAAGGUGGUUAAGACAGAGCAGCACUCUAAAGCAGUAGAAGAAUCAUUGGGUGUUGUUAGCCAGAAGCUACGUGAGACUAUGGAAGAGAAUAUAUUUAUCAGGAGUAAAGCAAAAGAGAAGCACUUGGAGUAUGAGCAAGAGAUGAAGUACCAGGAGGAAUUUUUUCAUAGUCAAAUUGAGGAUAUUCACAAGGCCACGGAGGACAAAGAAAAGCUGUUUGAGAAGUUGCUGCAGGAGGAGCGCUCAAAGGCUAGACGAUUUGAUGUAGAUUCUGGAACUACCGAAGAUCGCAAGCUAAGGAAGGAACAUGUACAGAAGUUCAUUGAUUGCCAGGUCAAGGAUGUGGAAAAGUUUGAAGCUGAGCGGGAUGAGUUGAUCAAAGUCCACGAUGAGACGAAGAUGAGGCUCAAGAAAGAGUACAUGGAGAAGGAGCUGGAGCUGGAGAAGGAGCUCGACGCAGCCCUGACGGGCCUGAUGGAGAAGCACAAGCCAGAUAGCUUUGAGGCCUCCAGCUCGUAAAGGGGCUUCAGCGGCUUACCUCAGAUCCUCAUCAGCUUGGAGGAGCAAUCUUGUAGAUGCUCCUGCUUAUCCAUAAAAGAAUGCCUAGACAUUCUGUAGAUGUUGCUAAACCAUGGUGUCCCUGUGGUGGCAGCACCGAGUUAUAUGGUCGCCGUAGUGGUAUCUCAAUCGUAUUGUGUGCUUCGAGGAUCUGAACACUGAGCGUUUUGCCCGUGAUGGCAUAUGGGUCAAACUACCUGGAGUGUGCUUUGGUUUGAAUGCGGGUGUUGGUUUUGCCUUUCUUAUGCCCCGGAUCAUUACUGAUUAUGUUGCUCCGGUCAUCAAAGUGUCUGAUUCAGCCAUCCGAGGAAGGUCGGUUUUAUGUGUUUUGUUUCUUUGUGCA
Molecule: messenger RNA, 2218 nt
Organism: Sorghum bicolor (sorghum)
Lineage: Eukaryota; Viridiplantae; Streptophyta; Magnoliopsida; Poales; Poaceae
Product: protein SUPPRESSOR OF GENE SILENCING 3 homolog
Exons: 6
Coding region: 64-1836 (590 amino acids)
Biological process (GO): regulatory ncRNA-mediated gene silencing; defense response to virus
Source: RefSeq, a predicted model, not a curated record